AUAAGAUGAAAUUUCUUGCAAAAAGUAAAGAUAUUAAUUUUCAUCUAAAUAACUUACAUUCUUAUCUUAGUAAAAACUAUAUAUUUUUUUCCGUUUCUCUACAUUAGAAGGCAAUAUAAAAUCGCGAUGAUUCUUCACUGCAACAUUUCGUUAUUCAAUUUUUUCCUUUCCUUUUUACUAGAAGAUAAAACUUUGGCGCAAGGUAUCUCAAACGAAAACAGCCAUGAGAUUUCUAAGACUAUUGUCAUGCGUUAGCUUAAUAUUUACCACUGCGAUGGCUGUUUGUGUCACCGAGAAUUCAGGUGAUGGCUCGACGACCGAUUUCUUGCCGUACAGCAUAAUUCCAACUCACUACGACAUCAAGCUGAUGCCGGAUCUCGUCAACACGGAGCACAACGUCAGCUUUCACGGUGAAUCUAAUGUCAAUAUCCGAAUUCGUUGUGCGACUCACGAGAUACGUGUGCACACGAUGGAAAUGAAAAUUAAUGAGUCGGAGACAACGUUGAUGGGUGACAACGGUGCAAUCUACAAACCGGCCAAUCAUAUUUAUGACAACUACACGGACACUGCACUUUUGACUUUCGACGAUGAGCUGUCACGUGGGCCAUACAUCCUUUAUGUGAAAUUCAUCGGGCGUUCGCUAAUAAAUGAAAAAUACAACUUACAUCGUACGUUGUACACGAGCAAAAAAGGGGGCAGAAUAUGGACAGCUAUGAUGCCGUUUAUGCCCAUUACGAUCUACAAAAAAGACUUUCCGUGUUGGGGCAAGCCACCUUUAAUACACACUUUCAAUAUUUCCGUAAGACAUCCUGCUACAUUCAGAGCAUUUUCGGGUACGCCGAUAAGAGUGCAAAGUACAGAUGGAAAUGGCAUGAUUUGGACGCACUUCGACAUCACUCCUUUUAUAUCUUCUUGUUUCGUGGCAGUUAUGGUGACCGAUUUUGUUCACGUUAGUAACAACCCGAACGAGACUGUCAACAUGUGGUGCAGAUCGCAUUUGAUUUCACAAAUGAAAUUCGCGCAGAGUGUUGCUAAAAAAGUUACAGAGCAUUUGGGCAAAUAUACAAACAUUUCUAAGGAAAUUUCCAAAAUAGAUCACGUCGCGAUACCGCAUUUUUCAUUUCGCGGAGUGACAUUUUCGGGACUUACCUUUUACACCGAAUCAGAAGUUAUCUACGAUGAUACGACAGAUCCUCUAUAUCGCCGGAGAAAUGUAGCGAAAUUAAUAGCACACGAAACAACACAUCAAUGGUUUGGUGGUUUGAUUACCCCAUCAUCGUUGUCUCACAUGUGGUUAAGUGAAGGAUUUGCUUCAUAUUUUCAAACGUAUAUCCUCGACAAGAUUUUUGAAAACUGGCACAUGAUAGAUUUCUUUGUAAUAGAUAAAUUACAUGACUUCCUCAGUUACGAUAUCGAUUCGUCAAUAGAGUGUAUGGAUGCGAAACAGCCCUUUAAUAUCUCAAAUAUAAAAAUUCUUACAUUUUCUUAUAUGUACGACAAAGUGCCUAUCAUAUUGCGCAUGCUGCAACAUAUAAUUACCGAAGAGGUAUUUCAGGAUGGUAUUAUCACAUUUUUAAAUAUGUUUAAAUUUGACUCGGUUACUCCUGAUGAUUUAUGGAAUGUUAUGCAAAUUGUAUUGAACAAAUCAAGUGUUCCGCACAAAAAUUUUAAAAUAAAAGAAGUGAUGGAUACUUGGAUGAAUCAAACUCAUUAUCCCAUUGUGAACGUGAUGCGAAAUUACGAAACUGGCGAAACAAUAAUUUCGCAAGAACAUUUUCAUUCAAAAACCAAUAACAAUACCAGUCAUAAAUGGUGGAUACCUGUGACUUUAACUACGCAGACGAAUCCCGAUUUUUCUAAUAUUUCUAUUUAUUGGCUAACACCGUUAAAUAAAAGUAUAAGACUUGAAAUUCAUCCAAACGAUUGGGUCAUAGUUAAUUUGCAGCAAAUUGGAUGCUAUCGCGUCAAUUAUGAUAUUAUAAAUUGGCAAAAAAUUGCAAAUUAUCUAAAUUCUAACGAAUAUACGAAAAUACAUGUCCUUAAUCGAGCUCAAAUUAUUGAUGAUUCAUAUGCUUUGAUGAUGAACUCACAUGUGGCGCAAACUUUGGAUAAGCUUUUUAAGAGCACGGGAUGUGAAGAAAAUCCUGAAGAAAAUGAUAUUAUAAAACUGAGAAGGGUAAAAGUUGCAAAAUGGGCAUGUCUUCUUGGUAAUUUGGAAUGCAAAAAAAUGGCAACCGUCAAAUUAAGUAAUCAUCUUGCAGAUCCUGAAACUAAUAAAAUUCCAUCUUGGUGGCAAAGAUGGACAUAUUGUUCUGGUUCAAUGAUAGCUGAUAAGGCCACUUGGAACAGAUUAUUGAAUUUAUAUAUGCAGAAACGUAAUAAAGAUCUUUUAGAAUUUCUGGCUUGUUCUGAAAAUUCUGAUAUUAUUAUUGACUAUUUAAAUAUUAUAUCCUCGGAGAAUUCAACACUACAAGAUAAAGAGCAUAAUCUUGCCUUUCAAUUUAUUGUUAUCAAACAUUCAUGUAAUAAUGCAGUGCUUGAUUACAUAUUAGAGAAUUUUGAGAGAGUCAAACCCAAAUUAAUGAACAGACAUACAGUAUUAAAAAAUAUUAUUUCCAAUAUUUAUACUACAGAGCAACUUGACAAGGUAAAGGAAUAUUGGAAAAAUAAUCUCAAGGAAAUAUCAAAUAUUCCAAAUGCAAUUCAAGCUAGCAUAGAUUCACGUAUAAAUAAUUUGAAGAACUUGUUAAACGAUUUUUCAGCGCGAUUCAAAAACAUGAAAAAAUAAAUUUAAGCGAAGCAAUAAUUUAUACCACUUAAAAAUAACAAUUGUAUAACAUGUCGUAUAAUCAUAUGUUUAUCUUUAUUUUUAAUAUAUUUUUAUAUUACUUUCACUUA
Molecule: messenger RNA, 2898 nt
Organism: Pogonomyrmex barbatus (red harvester ant)
Lineage: Eukaryota; Metazoa; Arthropoda; Insecta; Hymenoptera; Formicidae
Product: aminopeptidase N-like
Biological process (GO): peptide catabolic process; proteolysis
Cellular component (GO): membrane; cytoplasm
Molecular function (GO): peptide binding; zinc ion binding; metalloaminopeptidase activity
Source: RefSeq, a predicted model, not a curated record